GCAGUCCUAAGAUUCUGUAAGAUGGCGACUUACGUGGAUUUCGACAGGGUGCAAUAUAUGGCUGAUUUAGGAGUUAAAGCCCCUUUGUGUCGACUCCAUUUUUGUAGGCAUUGUAUGAAACUCCGUUCAACUGACUGUGUAUCUCAUGAAAUCGAUUCUCAUUACUGCCCCCAUUGCUUUGAAAACAUGUCACCAGCUGAAGCAAAAUUAAAAAAGAACAAAUGUGCCAGUUGUUUUGAGUGUCCGAGCUGCUUUCAUACUUUAUCUACAAGAGCAACUGGAGCCCCUAACCCGGGUGAUGAUCCUUCAAGACCAGCAGGAAGGAAAGUUUAUUAUAUGGGUUGUGGAUUCUGUAGAUGGACAACAAAAGUUGCCGGAAUCCCCAAUCAAACAGUUGGGAGCGGAGCUUGGUCUGAAAAAGAAAAUACAAACUCUGAGCGGAUUAACACACUUAUGGAAUAUUUUCAACAAUUAGCUGCAAUUGAGAAACAAGAAAAAGAUAAAAAAAAAUUUAUAAGGAGAAAAAGCUUUAUACCUUUUUCUGAGAAAUUCGGCUUGUCUUCAACCAGAAAGAGGGCCAGCAUUAAUCCAGGACUCUCCAGUUUAAGUUUGAAAGAAAAUCCCAAAGUGAUGGAUAUUGAGCCUGCCGAAGCUUCUGAACAAAUAGAGGAACUUUCUGAUGAAUUUAUAAAAAACCCGUUAAAAUUAAAUGAAAUGACGACUUUAAAACAAAGGCUUGCUACACCGCAUUUUCAACCCAAUUUCUUUAGUGAAUUGUAUCCUAGGCACAAGAAUCUUCUUACUCAAAGAUCGCUACGCUGCAAAGAAUGUGAACAUAAUGUUAUUAAGCCAGAAUUUAAUCCUUGCUCCAUUAAAUAUCGAAUUCAACUUGUUGCUAUUUAUCACGUGCCGGAAAUUAGACUUUUUUCUCAACCGAACUUAGAAAUUGGAAAAGAAACCCAAGUUAUCCUUACUUUACUCAAUCCAUUUGAUUAUGCUGUAACUGUUACUGUUCAUGAGCUAAAGGAAGCUGUUUUCAAUGCCGAACUGUCUCUACCCGAGUGCGACUUGUCUCUGCCAGCUAGGGAUGAAACUGCAGAGUUUGACGACUGUGCAGCUAAUCAAGACUUUCAAGAUGACCCGAGUGUGGUGACGUUUAGAAAAUCAAACAAGUUAGGAUUUUUUAUCAAGGUCACUCCAAAACCUUCUGCCGCUGGAGCAAAAGUUGUGAUCCCUUUUCAAAUUCGCUACAAUUAUCGAAACAUGACGGCGUCGAGUGCUUUAACUGAUCCAACGGCAUAUGAGACUGUUUCUCUGCAACAAAGCGUGUUUGUUGAUUUGGGUGAUUUGAAUAGUACUGCAGCUUAG
This is a messenger RNA of Dimorphilus gyrociliatus, 1368 nucleotides long. NCBI's taxonomy places the organism in Eukaryota, Metazoa, Annelida, Polychaeta, Dinophilidae. The record is from the annotation of a GenBank genome assembly.